AUGACCGCUGGUAAACCUAUCAAAUGUAUCGCAGCCGUGGCAUACGAAGCCGGAAAACCACUCACCGUUGAAGAGAUCACAGUGGAUCCCCCCAAAGCGCACGAAGUUAGAGUCAAAAUAGAUUACACUGCUGUUUGCCACACCGAUGCGUACACUUUAAGCGGAGUGGACCCAGAAGGCGCUUUUCCCGCGAUUCUGGGCCACGAAGGUGCCGGGAUCGUCGAGUCUGUCGGUGAAAGUGUUACAAACGUCAAGCCUGGUGACCACGUUAUCGCGUUGUAUACUGCUGAGUGCCAAAAAUGCAAAUUUUGCACCUCUAAUAAGACCAAUCUCUGCAGCUCCGUGCGGGCCACGCAGGGCAAGGGCGUGAUGCCUGAUGGGACGUCGAGAUUCCAUAAUGCUAAGGGCGAAGACCUGCUGCAUUUCAUGGGAUGCUCCACAUUCUCGAGAUACACCGUGCUGGCGGACGUCUCCGUUGUCGCAAUCGAUCCCAAAGCUCCCCUAGAAAAGGUGUGUUUGCUCGGGUGCGGUGUGACUACAGGGUACGGUGCAGCUGUUAAGACUGCGAAUGUUCAAAAAGGCGACACUGUUGCCGUUUUUGGCGCAGGCACUGUAGGCCUUUCCGUUGUUCAGGGCGCGAAGGUAAGAGGUUGCUCUAAAAUCAUAGUGGUCGAUAUUAACGACGACAAAAAAACCUGGGCAUCCGAGUUUGGAGCCACUGACUUUAUCAAUCCCAUGAAGGAUCUCAAGAAAGGAGAGACUAUUGUCGACAAACUGGUUGAAAUCACCGAUGGUGGAUUAGAUUUCACGUUCGACUGCACCGGAAACGUCAACGUGAUGAGAGACGCUCUAGAGGCGUGUCACAAGGGCUGGGGCCAGUCUAUCAUCAUUGGUGUCGCAGCCGCGGGUAAAGAAAUUUCUACUAGACCCUUCCAGCUAGUCACAGGCAGGGUGUGGAAGGGAUCAGCCUUCGGCGGGAUCAAGGGCAGAUCCGAAAUGAACGGAUUGAUCUCCGACUAUUUCGAUGGUAAACUAAAGGUUGAUGAAUUCAUUACACAUAGGCGUGGAUUUACUGAGAUCAACGAUGCAUUUGAAGAUCUCCACCAUGGCGACUGUCUGAGGACGGUCCUAGACUUAUCGAAAUAG
Molecule: messenger RNA, 1146 nt
Organism: Lachancea meyersii CBS 8951
Lineage: Eukaryota; Fungi; Ascomycota; Saccharomycetes; Saccharomycetales; Saccharomycetaceae
Source: the annotation of a GenBank genome assembly